UCCUCCUUCUUCUUCUUCCUCCUCCGGCGGCUCUUCUUCUUCUUCACCAUGGGCUUCGGUGACCUGAAAUCCGCCUCCGGCCUCAAAGUGCUGAACGGCUUCCUGUCGGAGCGCAGCUACAUAGAGGGGUACGUCCCGUCUCAGGCAGAUGUUGCCGUCUUUGAGGCGAUCUCAGCGGCGCCCCCGGCCGACCUGUGCCACGCCCUCCGCUGGUACAACCACAUCAAGUCCUAUCAGAGCCAGAAGAGCAGUCUUCCAGGUGUGAAGAAGCCUCUGGGUCAGUACGGCCCCGCAGGUGUGGCCGACAGCACAUCUGGCUCCGCCCCCGCCAAGGAGGAAGAUGACGACGACAUCGACCUGUUCGGCUCCGACGAGGAGGAAGACGCAGAGGCGACCAGGCUGAAGGAGGAGCGUCUGGCUGAAUACGCCGCCAAGAAGGCAAAGAAGCCCGCCCUCAUCGCCAAAUCCUCGAUCCUAUUGGACGUCAAGCCGUGGGACGACGAGACGGACAUGUCCAAGCUGGAGGAGUGUGUUCGCAGUAUUCAGAUGGACGGGCUGGUCUGGGGACAGUCUAAACUGGUCCCAGUUGGUUACGGCAUCAAGAAGCUGCAGAUCAACUGCGUGGUUGAAGACGACAAGGUGGGAACAGACAUCUUGGAGGAGCAGAUCACAGCUUUUGAGGACUUUGUUCAGUCGAUGGACGUCGCUGCUUUUAACAAGAUCUGAAAACACACAUCACACGAAUAAAAAGCACUUCAACAGAAAAA
Molecule: messenger RNA, 767 nt
Organism: Thunnus maccoyii (southern bluefin tuna)
Lineage: Eukaryota; Metazoa; Chordata; Actinopteri; Scombriformes; Scombridae
Gene: eef1b2
Product: eukaryotic translation elongation factor 1 beta 2
Exons: 7
Coding region: 49-726 (225 amino acids)
Biological process (GO): translational elongation
Cellular component (GO): cytosol; eukaryotic translation elongation factor 1 complex
Molecular function (GO): translation elongation factor activity; guanyl-nucleotide exchange factor activity
Source: RefSeq, a predicted model, not a curated record